Molecule: messenger RNA, 998 nt
Organism: Sceloporus undulatus (fence lizard)
Lineage: Eukaryota; Metazoa; Chordata; Lepidosauria; Squamata; Phrynosomatidae
Gene: VMO1
Product: vitelline membrane outer layer 1 homolog
Exons: 3
Coding region: 1-357 (118 amino acids)
Source: RefSeq, a predicted model, not a curated record
AUGUUUUUGCAGAGCCUUUGGCAUUACGUGGCUACUGGCGGCCGCAAUGGGCAUGUUGGGGUGCAGAAGCCUGGCCUUUGUGGUGCUCUUGCUCUCGGGGUCCCUGGCAGACAGAAAGGGCACCCUGGACUACGCCUCCAUCAUCGGGGUGCCCAACGGGGGCCCUGGGGCAUCUGGGCCUGUCAGGAGAUGUGCCCCCAAGGGACAUACACCACUGGGUUCAGCAUCAAGGUGGAAUCCUAUCAGGGGGCUGCCAAAGACGACAUGGGGCUGAAUGGAGUCCGGCUCCUCUGCACGCGUGGCGGUCAUGGAGACAAGCGUGAGGCCCAUGCCGUGGAGUCGCAGAGCGGACGGUGAUCCUUUGGCUCUCUGUGGUUGGGGGUGGGCAGGUGUGGGGUGCAUCUCCUGUCCUUUGGCAGACCUGGUUUGUGGUGGGGUCUGCACCAUGUGCGCACAUACUCCUGGGCACAGUAAAGUGCAGUUGUCCCCCCCCCAUGUCUGGAAGUGGUGCCUCGUGUCUCCCUCAUCAGAGGGACAGUGACUGCGGUUUGGGUUUUAGACCAAACUUUAAAAGACCCCUGUGGGAUCAGUCUAAACCCACAGCAGAGUCAUCCCCUCACUGACAUAAAAUCCACCACGGACAGCAGGACUAGUGAGAAGGUCUAAUGGGGGCUUUGGGGGCCACUGUGCCUUGGGGCAAAAGCUUCCUGUUUGCAGGAGGCAGGGAAAGCUGAAGCAGAAAACCUGAAAAAGUCUCUGCUCUUGCAGGGCCAAAUGUCUGCAAAGUGGGAGCAAACUAGUGGCCACAACUGGCACUGCCAGUCCUUGUGUGGCAGAAUGGCCCCCCCUCCCAUUAAUUACCUUGCCCACCCACAGCUCCAUGGGGCUGGCAUCUUUCUCUCUCUUUGCCCAGGUGGGGGCUCUGGUCAGAGGUUGUCUGGUGCCCCCCCCGGUGGCUACCUGGAGCACUUCUCCCUGCGAGUCCAGCCAGUUCGGAG